Molecule: messenger RNA, 3657 nt
Organism: Papilio machaon (common yellow swallowtail)
Lineage: Eukaryota; Metazoa; Arthropoda; Insecta; Lepidoptera; Papilionidae
Product: WASH complex subunit 1
Exons: 6
Coding region: 107-1492 (461 amino acids)
Biological process (GO): endocytic recycling; Arp2/3 complex-mediated actin nucleation; retrograde transport, endosome to Golgi
Cellular component (GO): early endosome; WASH complex; recycling endosome
Molecular function (GO): actin binding; alpha-tubulin binding; gamma-tubulin binding
Source: RefSeq, a predicted model, not a curated record
CAAGAAAUCAGAUGUGUCGUCUAGUGAUAAUUCUUGUGCCUUAUUAAUUUAUUUUAGGUCAUUUUAAAGAAGUCGUGGAAUUUCUACGAUCACAAAAUAGUCAAUAAUGGAGGGUAUCUACAAAAUUAAUUUGAUACCGAACGAUCUAAGCAUGGAGGAGAGCAUUCUGCAAAUAGCCGAAACUCUCGAUAAUCUCAAUGGGAUAGUUGAAGACGUGUUCGCUCGCGUGUCUCUUAGGAUUAAUCAGAACAUGGAUAAAACAUAUAAAUUGAAACAAAGGAUUGAAAUAUCAAAAGCUAAAGUUGCAAAACUUACUGGCAUGCAGAAAGCGAUUAAAGUAUUCUCGAGUGCUAAGUACCCAACUUCUAUAGUACACAACCAUUAUAAAUCCAUAUUCGACCUAGAUUGCUACCAACAUGAACCUCAAAAUAUUAUACUGAGUGGAGUAACUCAGAAGCAGUCCAACGAUAAAAAGAUACAGGAAAAAUUACAUUUCUAUCACGUAAAAGUAGCAGAUUGUAAAGAUUUGAAUACGAAAACCGAUAAUGAUUUGGAUUCUGUGAUAAGUAAUGUGACGACAGUAGGGGACCUACUAAUCUUCAAUACGGAUGAGAGUCCAUACAUACGGAGUAGCAGCAAGGUGCCGGCUUACGUGCCUACGACUAUAACCAAUGAUGAAAACAAAGUGUCAUUGGAAGAGGCACCCCCGUCUAUUGUCAAGAGGAAUGUACUGAAACGGGAAGCCGAUGAGUAUAUGUAUGCGCCGGGAAUGGGAAUGGUACCGGAGUUGGACAUGCCCCUGGACCUUCCCCACUUACCGGGUGUGGCCGGGGACGUGCAAUUCUCCGUUACCAAUGACGGUUCGAUAGCUCCGUCCGCGAUCACGUCGCCCGAUACCAACAUCACAGUCCCCGAUCUUACGGACCUGGAUCUGGAGCAGUUGCCGGACGUGGGGGAACCGACCCCGGUAUCGGUUCCAGUUCAGGUUCCGGACAUACCGGACGCUCCACCGCCAGUUCCAAGUGUGACAGUUCCUCCAUCAAUUCCUGUGGCAGUGCCGCCUGUGCUGGCCAGUCCGCCGCCGCCUCCGCCGCCUCCACCGCCUCCACCGCCACCGCCGCCGCCGAUGGAGGUCCCGACCCUACACAACAUAAGCAGAGAUGAAAAGCCGAAACAGUUGCCUCCUCCAUCAGGCGGAGACGCGCACUCGAACCUGAUGGCAGCGAUCCGGCAAGCGGGCGGCGCGGGCCGAGCCAAGCUACGUCCGGCCGCAGCAGACUCCACACCUGACAAGGAUAAGAAAGUGGCAGUGGGCGGCGAUCUGAUGGCAGACCUGCACGCCAAGUUGUCUAUGCGGCGGCGCGGAAUCUCAGGCGCGGAGCGGGCAAGCGCGCGCGGUGGCUCGCUGCUGCACGCCAUGGCCAACGCUAUCCCCGAUCCCGGCGAACAGUCCGCCUCGCAACGCUCCUCCAGCGAUGACGACUGGGAUUAGUAACGCACAAAUAUAAAUUAAUAUCAUACAACAAUACGUUAUAUUAAAUAGUUUGUAAAUAACAAUUUAAAAACUAAAAUCUUCAAGUUAGUAUUUUCCCCUCUUAUGAAAUGCAUCUCUUGUAUACGAUGCUAUAUCUAAAUGGAUACGUCGAUAAUUAUGUAAUGAAUAUUUUUGUGACCGGUUCGGGUGCGGUUUUGGUCAAUUUAAUAGCUGCACCUUCUUGGAAACAAGUCAUAAUAUCGCUUGAAAUUAUCGACGGCGCCCGACCGCUUUGCCUUUUAUAAAUUGUCCAUUUAAAAAAGUAAAUAUGAUUAGGUGGUACUUUAAAUAACGUAGAUUAUACUGGUAGUGAAACCGGUUAACUGUGUGUACAUUGAGAUGCUAUUUAAAUGCUGCUCUGAAAAAUUGAGUGCGUAAAUCGCUUGAAAGCUCGAAGCGUCUAGCUCGUUAUAGAACGCUAUUUAUGUAUCAUAGGCUCUAUUAUUAGCAUAAUAAUGUUGUGAGCAUCUGUUUACGUCUAUAUCGUGGUUUCUAUUUACGAACUGAAAUCGGAAAGGGCCCACGUUCCGGGAGGUUAUUACGAUAAUGACAUUUCUGACUAGCGGCGCGGGCGCACGGUUAGCGGCCGUCUCGCUUUCGUUUCUGGGAAGGUGAGCGAGCGCGAGCCUUGCGCGCGAACUAUCAACUGGUUCGGCCGAUUAGCAUUUCCAGAAAUGUGAAAAGAAUAAAAUACUAUAUAUGUUUAUAGCCGAGCAAACACUGCACCCGGAAUUGUGUGCGUUGGAACGGUUUUGACACUUGUCAUAUGAGAAUUACCGUUUGUUGGAUAUAGUUUCACAAGGAUCUUAUAGCAGAUGGAAAAUAUGUGUACUAAAAAUGUCAUCUUGACAGCAUUUGACGAAUGAGGAAGCGGCUGCUGCACGGUUUAAUGUUCUCAUUUUCGUAAUUUCGAAAUUCCAUAAAAAUAUCGUAGUUACAACAUUUGCUAAUAUGUUUGGAUGUAUAAAAUUGUCAUACUCACUAUGAAAAUUCAGGUCAUAAGUUGCAUAUCAAUUGCUUGGAGUUGCAACAUUUUCGGGAGAAGUUUAAAAAUUUUAAGGAUUACCAGUAAGCAUACUGGUAACCCUUAAAACUUGUCAAUGUCAAAAAACUGCCUUAAGGUCCUUGUGGGAAUACAGACUUGCUUGUCUUAGGAAAAUUAUUUAUAGCUAUUUUUAAUAUAUGAUUGCAUGUUAUAAAAAUUAAAUUUUCAGAAUACGUAAAAUAAAUUUAUAGAGCGUAGAAAAUAAUAUCGCUUUUAUAUUGCUAGUUAAAUUUGAAUAAAAUUACUUCUCCGUUUCCAAAUAAUCUAAUAGUCGUUGAGAUUUGUCGUUAAGAGUUUUAUUGAAGUGAAACCUUUAAUAGAUGAGGUAAUAUUGAUAAAGCUAAGGGCUAUUGACGUAAAAUAUUAUUGUUUCAUACAAAAAUGAGGGUGUAAAGACUUUACUGCUGUCAAGAGACUUGUUAAGAAUAGGUUGGAAAAGCUUUUGAUGUAUUUUACAUGCGUGAAAUUAUAACAGGGAUUUAUAAUCUGUUAUCGAGGUAGAUCUGCAUAGAAUUAGAUAUCGGUAAGAACUGAGAACAUGUGAUGUGCGUGACUAUUAUAGGAGGUGCUAAAUAUAAAGUUAGGCAUACUCGAAAUGUUAAGAUCUUUCCGUAUCGCUUCAGCUUUUGAAAUUCUAUUAUUAAACGAUUAACGGUGGAUUUCUACUGUUGUAAAACUUGAAUAUAUACAUAUAGUUAUCCCUUUCAGUAUGUUUUAUGCGAUAUGUUUUAAGACGAGUUUUACUCCAGUGAGAUUACACGGUAAUAAAGAGUGUCCGUCAAAUCAUAUAUAUAAACAAGCUUUAUUGAUUGUUGUGAAUUUUAAGACAUUUUAUCGCUUUGUGAUUGUAACAUAUAUGCUAGUUACAUUUAGAUUUGUUGUAACUUUGAAUGUUUUAACACGCGUGAUGUCUUCAUUGUAUAGAAACAUGUUCAGAUUUAUAAUAAUGUUGUUAAUAAAAUUAUUUGAUCGAAUUAUUUAAAACGAAAAAUGAACAACGAACAACGGUUGUCAAUAAGAGAUGUAUACAAAUUUAUAUAUGAUAUUCGUAGAAUAUUUCGUUGCGCUAUAAUAAAAU